Phacochoerus africanus (Common warthog) is the source of this 5087-nucleotide messenger RNA. It is a transcript of the gene ZNF536, whose product is annotated as zinc finger protein 536. The coding region runs from base 12 to 3947 and encodes 1311 amino acids. Gene Ontology annotation, cellular component: nucleus. The record is from RefSeq and is a predicted model, not a curated record. Gene Ontology annotation, biological process: regulation of DNA-templated transcription. Lineage: Eukaryota; Metazoa; Chordata; Mammalia; Artiodactyla; Suidae. Gene Ontology annotation, molecular function: DNA-binding transcription factor activity, RNA polymerase II-specific; RNA polymerase II cis-regulatory region sequence-specific DNA binding. The transcript has 4 exons.
UAUUUUCAGGAAUGGAAGAAGCCAGUCUGUGCCUUGGAGUGUCCUCGGCGGCGCCGGAAGCUGAGCCCCAUCUGAGCGGCCCCGUCCUCAACGGCCAGUAUGCCAUGAGUCAGAAGUUGCACCAAAUCACCUCCCAGCUCAGCCAUGCCUUCCCUGAGCUCCAUCCGCGGCCCAACUCUGAGGAGAAGACCCCCGCGCCCCUCGACGAGAAGGCCCAUGUGCCCAUGAGCGGCCAGCCCAUGGGCAGUCAGAUGGCGCUCCUGGCCAACCAGCUGGGCCGGGACGUGGACACCAGCCUCAACGGGAGGGUGGACCUGCAGCAGUUCCUCAACGGGCAGAACCUGGGCAUCAUGUCCCAGAUGAGCGACAUCGAGGACGACGCCCGCAAAAACCGCAAGUACCCGUGCCCGCUGUGCGGCAAGCGUUUCCGCUUCAACAGCAUCCUCUCCCUGCACAUGCGCACUCACACCGGCGAGAAGCCCUUCAAGUGCCCGUACUGUGACCACCGGGCGGCGCAAAAGGGGAACCUCAAGAUUCACCUGCGGACCCACAAGCUGGGCAACCUGGGGAAGGGGCGCGGGCGCGUGCGCGAGGAGAACCGCCUGCUGCACGAGCUGGAGGAGCGGGCCAUCCUGCGGGACAAGCAGAUGAAGAGCAGCCUGCUGCAGCCCCGGCCCGACCUGAAGCCCCUGCCACACGCCCAGCAGGCCCCGCUGGCCGCCUGCAACCUGGCCCUGCCCGCCAAUCACAGCGUGUCGGACGUGGCCAACCCAGUGCCCUCGCCCAAGCCGGCCAGCGUGCAGGAGGAGGCGGUGGCCCCAGCCGCUGGCUUCCGCUGCACCUUCUGCAAGGGCAAGUUCAAGAAGCGGGAGGAGCUGGAUCGCCACAUCCGCAUCCUGCACAAGCCCUACAAGUGCACGCUGUGCGACUUCGCGGCCUCGCAGGAGGAGGAGCUCAUCAGCCACGUGGAGAAGGCCCACAUCACGGCCGAGUCGGCCCAGGGCCAGGGCCCCAACGGCGGCGGGGAGCAGUCAGCCAACGAGUUCCGCUGCGAGGUGUGCGGGCAGGUGUUCAGCCAGGCGUGGUUCCUAAAGGGCCACAUGCGGAAGCACAAGGACUCCUUCGAGCACUGCUGCCAGAUCUGCGGCCGGCGCUUCAAAGAGCCCUGGUUCCUGAAGAACCACAUGAAGGUCCACCUCAACAAGCUGUCGGUGAAGAACAAGUCCCCCAGCGACCCCGAGGUGCCUGUGCCCAUGGGCGGCAUGUCCCAGGAGGCCCACGCCAACCUGUACUCCAGGUACCUCUCCUGCCUGCAGAGCGGCUUCAUGGCCGCAGACAAAGCCAGCCUGAGCGAGCCCAGCCAGCUCUAUGGCAAAGGCGAUUUGCCCAUGAAAGAGAAGGAGGUGGUGGGGAAGCUGCUGUCCCCCAUCUCCAGCAUGGCCCACAGCGUCCCCGAGGGCGACAAGCACUCCCUCCUGGGCUGCCUCAACCUCGUGCCGCCGCUGAAAUCCAGCUGCAUCGAGCGGUUGCAGGCGGCUGCCAAAGCCGCCGAGAUGGACCCCGUGAACAGCUACCAGGCUUGGCAGCUCAUGGCCAGGGGCAUGGCCAUGGAACACGGCUUCUUGUCUAAAGAGCACCAGCUACAGCGCAACCACGAAGACACUUUGGCAAACGCUGGAGUUCUGUUUGAUAAGGAGAAGCGGGAGUACGUGUUAGUGGGAGCAGAUGGCUCCAAGCAGAAAAUGCCUGCUGAUUUGGUUCACAGCACUAAAGUGGGCAAUCAGAGGGACCUGCCAAAUAAGCUCGACCCUUUAGAAGGCAGUCGGGAUUUUUUGUCCCACGGGCUGAACCAAGCUCUCGAGUACAACCUGCAGGGUCCCGGGAGCCUGAAGGAGAAGCCCACCGAGUGCCCGGACUGCGGCCGGGUGUUCCGCACCUACCACCAGGUGGUCGUGCAUUCCCGUGUCCAUAAGCGGGACCGCAAGGGCGAUGAGGACGGGCUGCACGCGGGUCCCGAUGAGCGGCGCGGCUCGGGCAGCGACCAGGAGUCCCAGUCCGUGAGCCGCUCCACCACGCCCGGCUCCUCCAAUGUGACCGAGGAGAGCGGGGUCGGAGGUGGGCUCUCCCAGCCCGGGAGUGCCCAGGAGGACAGCCCACACCCCUCCUCGCCGUCCUCCUCAGACAUUGGCGAGGAGGCUGGGAGAUCUGCCGGCGUCCAGCAGCCCGCGCUGCUUCGCGACAGGAGCCUGGGCUCGGCCAUGAAGGACUGCCCGUACUGCGGGAAAACCUUCCGAACCUCCCAUCACCUAAAGGUCCACCUGAGGAUACACACAGGUGAGAAACCCUACAAAUGUCCCCACUGUGAUUAUGCGGGCACCCAGUCAGCAUCCUUAAAAUACCACCUGGAACGGCACCACCGGGAGCGGCAGAACGGAGCGGGACCGCUGUCCGGGCAGCCCCCGAACCAAGACCACAGGGAGGAGCUGGCCAGCAAAGCUGCUCUGUUCAUCCGGCCGGAUGUCCUGAGGGGGGCGUUUAAGGGUCUCCCCGGAAUCGACUUCAGAGGCGGCCCUGCAUCUCAGCAGUGGACAUCGGGAGCGCUCUCGUCCGGAGAUCACCCGGGCCAGGCCACUGGCAUGUCUUCUGAGGCCCCUUCCGAUGCUCUGAAAGGUACCGACCUUCCUUCCAAAAGCACCCACUUCUCUGAAAUCGGGAGAGCUUAUCAAAGUAUCGUGAACAACGGUGUGAAUUUCCAAGGGUCCUUGCAAGCAUUCAUGGACAGCUUUGUCCUAAGCUCCUUGAAGAAGGAGAAGGACAUGAAGGACAAAGCCCUCUCGGACCCUCCUUCCAUGAAGGUCCACGGGACGGACGGUGGCGAGGAGAAGGCCGGUGGCAAGGUGGUCCCCAGGAAGUCGGAGAAGUCUCAGUACGAGCCGCUGGACCUGUCGGUGCGGCCCGACGCCGCCUCCCUCCCCGGCUCCUCGCUGACUGUGCAAGACAGCAUCGCGUGGCACGGCUGCUUGUUUUGUGCUUUCACGACGUCCUCGAUGGAACUGAUGGCCCUUCAUCUCCAGGCCAACCACCUGGGCAAAGCGAAACGCAAAGAAAACGCCGUCGGGGUGACGGUCAAUUGCAAAGACCAGGGCCGGGAGGCGAGUAAAGCGGCCCUGCUGUCCUCGGUACAAUCAAGCAAAGAGAUGGCGCUUCCCAACCUGAUGGGGGCGCUAGACUCGGCCUCUGAGAAGAUGGCCCCGGGACAGGUCAAGGAGACGCUGGGGGAGCAGAAGGGGGGCCCGUGGCCCAGCCACGUGGACCCCGCGUUCUGUAACUUCCCCUCAGACUUCUACAAGCAGUUCGGUGUGUACCCGGGCCUGCUGGGCUCCGGGGCCUCCAGUUCCUGCCCCACCCGGGAGCCCGACGGGAAGGCCCCCUCGGAGGACGACGCCCCGAUCCUGAUCCCCGAAACCACAAGUAAGAACGCUACUGAUGACCUCUCGGACAUCGCCUCCUCCGAGGACAUGGACUCGUCCAAGGGAGAGAACAACGAGGAAGAGGAUAUCGACACGGAGCCGGAGGUGAUGAGCAAGCCGCCCGCCCUCAGCAAGGACGGCGGCGGCGGCGGCGGGGAAGGCAGGGAUGCCCUGCUGCCCGCGGGCGCCCCGCAGCCCGUGCAGGGACUGGUCUCCCCUCUCUCCCAGGCGUCGGAGAAGCAGUGGCACAGCCCGGGCCUUCUUCCAGCCCAGGACCCCGCGGCGGGCCUGCCCAAGCCGGAGCGGGGGCCCCAGGGCCUGGAAAAGCCGAUGAACGUGCUGUCGGUUCUCAGGGCCUACAGCUCCGAUGGCUUAGCAGCCUUUAACGGACUUGCAAGUAGCACAGCAAAUUCUGGAUGUAUCAAGAGGCCAGACUUGUGUGAUCUUCUGUGCCAAGCCCAGGUUUCAAAUACGUAGUGAUUAUCUCCUAUUACUUAGCGCUGAUCAACAGCACCUCUCCAUCUAAUUGCCAACCUGCUCUAAUCACUGAGACUAUUCUUGCUUUAGCCAGAGACGGAAGGACCAACUUUUAUAAAUAUUGCUUUAUUGUCCUUAUUCCAUUAAACAAUCAGGGACUGUGGCCCUGCCCUUGCUGUCAAAUGCCUCUGGCCCACACGGUUUCUGGAUUGUUUAAUGAAUCUGCACAUUUUCUUGCAGGUAAGUGACACCCCCUGUUCUAGUCGGUCUAGCUGGACUUGCCCUUGUCUGUUCGUGCACCUCGGUGGCUAUCUGCAGCUUGUAAAUCGUGUAAAGUCAAGAGAAGAAUGUAUACACAUAUGUGUGUUGAAUAAAUAAUUACCAUUGGCAUAGGUAUGUGUAUACACAUGGCACACCAACCUACAGCGUAUAUAGCAAAGAACCAGGGAGGCUAAAAAUAUUGCCCCAUAUGUUCCCCUAUUAGCAUAGGAUGGGGAAGCCUUAGUCACUUGAAUGGGAGAGAAAAUUCGCUCAGAGUCAUGCAUCCUGCAUGACAAAGGCUGGUGGAAUUUGAGGUCCCUUUACCCGUGAAACCCCUGAAGCCCCCCCCACCCCCCACCCCCGCCCCGUACACACAGACACACAGACAACACACACACACUUCAGCACAGCUUCUGGAGGUGGGCCCUACAAUGGUCUUUUGGUGGCAUUACUGCUUAUGUCUGAUUGUCCUGUAUUUUGUAACACUUUAGAAGAAUACGGCAAAGUGCAGUAAUUACCUUUCUCCAUAGUCUUUAAGCAGUGAUAUUGCUAGUUUAAUAUUGUGUCGGGUCGUCUUAUUAACCGGGAAGAGAUGACAGUCAAAUUCCAGUGAACAGUUACCUUGCCCUCCUCUCCUUAAACACGGCGAUUGCAGCGAAAUGUGUAAACGUGUAACCGGGUUAUCGUGUGCUUUGGCAUAGAGUAUUGUUGAAGUAAUUAGACGCUCUCUUAAGGUAUUCCUGGUAAUGAAGGCAUGUAAGUUAUAAUCAUUGUAGCUUUCUGAAUACGUGUCAAACUAUAUCUUUAAGUGUGCUGUAUGCUGAGUUACAAGUUAGGUCCUUUAUGAAUGGAAUGUAAAACAAUACUAAAAAUGCUUCA